AUGAAAAUGCAUAUGCUAAAUAGAGUGGCAAAAUUGAUAGAACCAAUGCUUCAAAUGGAGAGUAAAAGUCACAAAAGUACUGAACUCAUAUUGUCUGCUGUGCCUUAUGAUCACAAAUUCACCUUCUUGAAAGCUAAUGUUAGCAUAAAAGAUGGACAGAAAUUCUUCGAUAGAAGCAACGAGAAUGAGGAUCUAUUAUGGUUUUCUUCAAACAACAGAGAGGACAUAACGUAUGCACCAAUAGGUCAUGAGAAGCAGGUCCAUUUCGGUGAAUGA
Messenger RNA from Dovyalis caffra, 276 nucleotides. Lineage: Eukaryota; Viridiplantae; Streptophyta; Magnoliopsida; Malpighiales; Salicaceae. The record is from the annotation of a GenBank genome assembly.